Molecule: messenger RNA, 1640 nt
Organism: Momordica charantia (bitter melon)
Lineage: Eukaryota; Viridiplantae; Streptophyta; Magnoliopsida; Cucurbitales; Cucurbitaceae
Gene: GAPCP-2
Product: glyceraldehyde-3-phosphate dehydrogenase of plastid 2
Biological process (GO): glycolytic process; glucose metabolic process
Cellular component (GO): cytosol
Molecular function (GO): NAD binding; NADP binding; glyceraldehyde-3-phosphate dehydrogenase (NAD+) (phosphorylating) activity
Source: RefSeq, a predicted model, not a curated record
GUGAGGCUGAGUGUCAGCGUCAGUUUGUAAUUGUAAUAGAGAGUUCCAUAAGAACUUCCGCUAAAUUGCCCUUUUCUUCAAUUUUAUUUAUUUUUGCUUUGCUUUUCCCGACUCCCAAAAGGCGGAGUAAUAGUUCAGACUUCAGAGUUACGUGCGUUUUUUUAAUUCUGCCUCGGCUUCAAUGGCCGCACCUUCGCUCUUCAGAUCUGCACCCGCCGCUUCUUUCGUCUCCUCCUCACCUCAUCACUCUACGGCUUCGUUCGUUAAUCUGAAUUCUUCCAAGUUUCAAUCGAGCAUUUUCGGUGCCCAUGUUUCAAGCGGAUCAUCAUCUUCCUUGCAGCUUAGCAGAGCCCAGAAUAUCCAACCUAUUAAAGCUACAGCUACCGAAAUACCUCCGGCGGUUCAGAAAUCAAGGAGCAGCGGAAAGACGAAGGUUGGAAUCAAUGGUUUUGGACGUAUUGGAAGGUUGGUAUUACGGAUUGCAACCUCGAGGGAUGAUAUUGAUGUAGUUGCAGUUAAUGACCCUUUUGUUGAUGCAAAGUACAUGGCUUACAUGUUCAAGUUUGAUUCUACACAUGGCAAUUUUAAGGGCACGAUUGACAUUGUGGAUGACUCCACUUUGAAAAUCAAUGGGAAACAAAUAAAAAUUUUAAGUAAAAGGGAUCCGGCAGAUAUUCCUUGGGGUGAUUUUGGGGCCGAGUUUGUUGUUGAGUCCUCUGGGGUUUUCACUACGACAAAUAAGGCAUCAGCACACAUGAAGGGUGGAGCCAGGAAAGUUGUCAUAUCAGCUCCAUCAGCUGAUGCACCUAUGUUCGUUGUUGGAGUUAAUGAGAAGUCAUAUGAUCCAAGCAUGGAUAUCGUUUCCAAUGCAAGUUGUACCACGAACUGCCUUGCACCACUUGCCAAGGUGGUUCAUGAGGUUUUCGGUAUCGCAGAAGGUUUGAUGACAACUGUGCAUGCAACUACAGCUACUCAAAAGACUGUUGAUGGUCCCUCAAUGAAGGAUUGGCGUGGGGGUCGUGGAGCUGGACAAAAUAUCAUCCCGAGUUCUACCGGAGCUGCAAAGGCUGUGGGAAAAGUUCUUCCUGAGCUCAACGGAAAACUUACUGGAAUGGCAUUUCGUGUUCCAACAGCUAAUGUAUCUGUUGUGGACUUGACUUGUAGGCUAGAGAAGAGUGCUUCUUAUGAAGAUGUCAAAGCUGCAGUCAAGUAUGCCUCAGAAGGUCCACUCAAGGGUAUUCUUGGUUACACAGACGAGGAUGUCGUCUCCAAUGAUUUCAUCGGUGAUUCAAGGUCAAGUAUAUUCGAUGCAAAGGCUGGAAUAGGUCUUAGCGACUCCUUCAUGAAGCUCGUCUCCUGGUACGACAACGAGUGGGGAUACAGCAACCGAGUGCUGGACCUCAUAGAGCACAUGUCGUUGGUGGCAGCCAACAAGUGAGUACUAUACUACCACAGGUUUAGACUACUGCCAUGUUUAAGAAUUUUGUGGAACAUCACAAAUUGUCAAGGGUCUCUUCAUCCCUCUCCUUUUCUUUUCUUCAUGUUCUGUUCUUCACCAUUUGAAGUUUGGAAAUUAUGAGCCACAACAAAACAUAUUCCAGAUUGUUGCAAUAAAACACAUCACCUUACCUUACGCUAAA